UCAGCUAUUUAGUUUGAUAGCAGCGUACGGGCAGCAGCAGAGAGGCACCAGCUGCCGCAAUACUAUCAGCACUUGUCAUAAAAUGACCGAGAAUCAACUAUUUUCCAUGUCGACCGAUCUAUUCGACACCUCGUCCAACAGCAGCAAUCCACUCAAGUGUGAUCUCUUCUCGUUGGCUCUGAGCAACAGCAACAGUUCCAGUCUACUCUUCGGCACAUCAGCGCUGCCCGCACUUAGCCCACUGCAGCAGCUGAAUGUGAAUACCACCUUCAAUUCCAGUUCCAACUCCAGUCCCAAUUCCAAUUACCUUUCGAAUUCGAAUUCGAACUCGAACGCUAAUACGCCAAACAAUCAACCAACACAGGCGCAUCCGCAGCAGCAGCAGCAGCAGCAGAUUUUCGCCAGCAGCACCAACCGUGGUAGUGGCGGCAGCAUCAGCGGUAGCAGUAAUGUGAUGCUGACCAACGCCAUCAGUAUACCGCGCAGUAAUAACCCCAAUCAAAGUCAUAAUCCUUGGACGCAAGAACACGAUUCCCAUCAUCAUCCCAGUCCAAGUCCCUUGCACCAUCACCUCACCAACAAUCAUAAUCACCAUCACCAACUUUCUGUCAUGAUGUCGACACAACAGAACAACCAACAGCAGCAGCAGCAACAGCAACAACAGCAGCAUCAACCACAACAGUCUUUGCAGCAUUCACAGCCUCGUCUUUUCGUUGAUUUCUCCGACUAUGGUUUGGAUGUGGCCUCAUUGGAUGCCGCCUCGCUGUCACCGACAUUAUUGCAAGAUGUCAGCUUAGGCGAUGCUUCGCCACUGCAUAGCAUCAUAUCCAACGGCAACAUUUCCUCGUCCUUCUAUGCGCCAGACGCUUCACCGAUCAGCAACAGCGGCAGCAAUAGCAUAGUGGACAGCGUUGGAACCGCUGAUUCUGCCAACACGCUGCUGGGCUUGAACGACAGCAUACGAUCUGGUAAUGAUGGUAACAAUUCUUUGCUCUUCGACGUCACUGGCACGCCGAAUUCAAGCGCAAUGUGGAGUGAUAUUAGCAAUGCCAUAAUCACCAAGCAUGAGCCGUUCACGCUGGAGGAUGACUAUAUAUUUCCCAUUGAUAAGGCUGAAAUACAAGCUGCUGGAUUUGGUGAUAUACCAGAUGAAAAUUUCCUGGAUGGGAUUGACAAUUUUGAUGAACUUUUGCCGGGUGCCAUUAGUGGUGGUGGACACAAUGAUUUCAUUUUAUCACCGCAGCAAAACAAUAAUUCUAACAAUUUGCAGCAAUUGAAUAGUCCACAGGCCUCGCCCAGCGGUGGGCCACCAAUGGAGCUAUUGCAGCUGCAUAAGCAACAACAGCAAGAGCAACAACGGCAGCAGCAACAACAGUUAACUCAGCUGCAAACGGCACAGCAGCAGCAACAACAGCAACAUCCACGUUUACAGCACAGUAAUAGCGCUGGUGGGGCCAUACACACACACCAUAACCUCCACAACUCAUCUAGUCCAUAUGAAAUCUACCAUAGCACACCAAAUAAGCAGCAGCAGCAGCAACAGCAUCAGCUGAGCAGCUCUGGCUCGAAUUCGUUCUCGCCGGGGAGUCAGCAUUCGCAUUCGCCACUUCAGCUAAAUUCCAUUACACCACCACCGCCACAUGCCAAUCGCUCACAAUAUCAGCAAGUCAAAUCGCGCAAUAUGCUGCAAAUGCAAAAGAAGGGCUUCUCCAUGUCUCCCGAUCGUGGUAGCAGCAAUGGCAGCGUUGGACUGUUGGGCCAAUCGGUGCCGGCCAAUAGUCAUCUGCUACUCUCAGGCAACGCGCUCAGCCCUAGUAGCGGUGGCAGUAGCAGCGGUUUUGGCAGCACCACUGGUGGUGGCGGCAGCACUGCAGGAUCGGUGCACAAGUCGUUCCAGGGUCAGGGUGAUACAUCCAUAUCGCGCCUAUCCUCAUCGGCGCCCACACAUCUCGGACUCGAAAACAUUUGGAAGCGACGUGAACCUAGACAGCAUUUGCUGUCCACUGGCUCGCUGGCCGAGGCUGAAUCAUUCUCGUCGCUAAGCACUGGCAGUGUGUUGUCACCCGAUGGCAUUGAUUUCUCUCAGGACGAUGAUGACGAUGCAUCAACAGAUUACAAUAGCGACAAUUAUGAUGAUUUGUCGAGCGAUGGCUCUGAUAAUGACGACGAUUCACGCACUACUAUAACCGGACAUUUGUCCAGCAGCAAAGGCAAGGAGCGCUACUUUUGGCAGUACAAUGUGCAAGCGAAAGGACCUAAAGGCAAGCGACUCGUAUUCCAGGCGCGUCUUGAGGAUCCGCACGUCUUGAACGAGGCCACCGAUCCGGUGUUUAGCCCGAAUUGUUCCGUGCGUGGUAUCAAGGUAUUUAAACACAGCGGCAAAGCGCGUAAGGGUGAUGGCAAUGAUCUCACUCCAAAUCCACGCAAACUACACAUCAUCGGCAAGGAGCUGGACAAGCUGAGUCGCACCAUCAACGAUAUGACGCCAGUGUCUGAAUUGCCUUUCAAUGUGCGACCCAAAUCGCGCAAGGAGAAAAAUAAAUUGGCUUCACGUGCCUGCCGGCUCAAAAAGAAGGCACAGCAUGAAGCGAAUAAAAUAAAACUUUUUGGACUGGAAAUUGAACAUAAACGUUUACUUAAUGGCAUUUUCGAACUGAAACAAGCUCUGGCGCUCAAAUACCAAAAUCCAAAUAAUAGCGAGCACAACGAAGCGGUCGACCAGCGUAUCGAACAGAUCUACAAAACGGCACAAACUGGUCUACGUAUAGCUGGCGACACCACAGACUUCGUCAACAAAGUGCUGGAGAAUGUGAAAAGUGGUGUACCAAAUGGUGGACUAGAGGAUCUAAGGCAUUCAUAGGGUCGAGGCAAAAGAGGAAAGAAGAACGGAAGAUGUGAAUAGUUUUUAAUAAAAAAUAUUGGAGGCUCAAAAGUGAGAAUGAAAAGAAGAGUACGAAAAAAUGGAGCGAAUAAUGAAUGAUGGAACAAUUAAUAGAGGGAUGAAGAGUACGAAGAGAUUUGCUUGUCGAAGGGAGGGAAUGAUAAAAAAGGAAAACACAUUUUUUUGCGAAAGAAGCCUAAAUAAACAGAGCGAAAAGUUGUGAAGGAAGUAAAAGAGAGCUGAUAAAAACAGUUAAAACACAGAAUACGGCAAAUCAAAUUUAUAUACGCAAAGAGCACUCACUCAUUGCCGUUAAGAAUGAAGAGAGCAGACGCUGAAUGCAGGCAAUUCGCAAGCAUGCGAUAUUUUUUAUGUUAACGAAAAAUUGUCAAAAGUUGUCGAAAGAGGCCACAGUUAUGUUAUGUUUUGUUCUUAGCUCUUAAGUGAUAAUGUUAUAGAGUGAAAAGCAAACGUAAAAAAUUGAGAAUGAAAAAAAGAGAAAACGAAAAACAAGAGAAACUAUUGUUGUUCCGGUUGGAUGAGGUGGAUAAUGAACAAUGAGCUACCAGUUAUACCUGCCUAUGUUAUAAGGAUUUUUAAUUUGUUUACUUUGAUGAUAUGAAGAAAUGCUAUAUACAUAUAAACCUAUAUAUAUACAUACAUAGAAUACGAAAAAUUAAUAAACAUAUAAUAUAUAUACAUAAAUAUGCGAAAACAAAAAUAACAAAACUAUAAACGAUAAAAAAGUUAUAGUGACUUAGGGAAGCAAAAAUGAAUUGUAGUUGUUAAAGUGAAAAAAACUGAUAAUUGAGAGUUUUGGAUACAAAAAACAUACAAAAACACGAAAAUGAGUGCUGGUGUACUUUUAGGCGCUUAGUAAUUAGAAAUUUUCGUAGAAAUUGUGUGAGCAAAAAUUUUAAAUGUUAAAAAAUAUUUUUACCUACAUACAAACUUACGUACGUAUGCACUAUAUGAAUCAUGUUAUAUGUAUAAUCUACUAAGCGUUUUUUUUUCUAAUAAUGUUGUAGUUUAUAAACACAAAAAUACUUUAACUUUUAUUAAUGAAUUAUUUUUCAAAGUUUUUGUUUUUGUUUAAUUGGGCUGGUAUUGUUUCACGUUUUAUGUUUGAUUUGUUUGCACUUAUACUUAUACUCACUUCUAUAGGUAAGGAUAUACAGUUAGUGCUCAGAUAAGGGCUACCAACGACAGUUGCGCGUUAUUGAUUAAUGCAAAAUUUUCUCCAAAAAUAUUAACUGAAAAGAAAUAUAAUAAAUGCAACACAUAUGGCUAAUAAUAACUUGUUGUUGUUGUUAAGAAAAAAUAAAAAAAGGCACUUACUUUUUGCCAAAUAUGUCAAGUUUUGUACCUAAAAACUCAGAAUUUCAUGAGAUUUAUUGAUAGUGAAAAAAAUGUUCACCCUCUUUUCAGUGCAUAUCAAAGCGAAUCUAUUAAAGGUGGUAUCGGUAAUCAGUUAAUUUGAUUUUUUUUCCUUUGCCAUGUCCAUGUGACUGUCAGCCGCAAAUUCAUUAUUUGUUUGCUACUUUGCCAAUACUUUGCCGUGACAAACAAUCGUACAAAACAUUGCUGUUGCUCUAAUGAAUGCGCCUUGGUUCAUAUCAAAAUCAAUAAUUCAAGAAGUUUAAUAUUAAUUUUUUUUUAUUAAUU
Anastrepha obliqua is the source of this 4546-nucleotide messenger RNA. RefSeq names its product protein CREBRF homolog (gene REPTOR). The record is from RefSeq and is a predicted model, not a curated record. Lineage: Eukaryota; Metazoa; Arthropoda; Insecta; Diptera; Tephritidae. Gene Ontology annotation, biological process: response to unfolded protein; regulation of transcription by RNA polymerase II. Gene Ontology annotation, cellular component: nucleus. The transcript has 6 exons. The coding region runs from base 83 to 2860 and encodes 925 amino acids. Gene Ontology annotation, molecular function: DNA-binding transcription factor activity, RNA polymerase II-specific; RNA polymerase II transcription regulatory region sequence-specific DNA binding.